AUGAGUGCGGGAGCUACCCCAAAUGUGCAUAAGCAGCGACGCUGUUGCGUUUUCUCCGGGCUAAUUGCCUGUGGCGUUAGCUGUGGCCGUUCGGGCUUUCGUCAAUCAUGCGGCGCGGCCCCCCGUCAGUUUAUACAGAGACGAAGGCAGGCUCUAUGCGAUGGGCCUCUAUUUUUUGACGCAGCGGCGGGAAAAAGUGGGGGGCCGUGGCGGUGCUGGAGUUCCGUGCCGCGCGACGUGGCGCGCACUGCAUUCACAUUCCAGUGGCAAACCGGCGGGGUGUUCUCAUUUCCCGAUAGGACGCGCGGGAGGACCAUGCUGGGACGAAAGGACGGCGUGGCGCGCGGAAGCCGACCCGCCGCGGCGAAGUUGUACAAUUUUGGAGCCUUCCAGCGCGCCACAAUCUUUUCGCGCCCGCCACCCAGGGCGUGGGGCCCGGCCCGAGAGUGA
Molecule: messenger RNA, 450 nt
Organism: Amoebophrya sp. A120
Lineage: Eukaryota; Dinophyceae; Syndiniales; Amoebophryaceae
Source: the annotation of a GenBank genome assembly